UCCUAUUUUGAAUAAACACCCCGAAGUCCCCCUCGGGCCCCCGAAGUGCGUCCGUGGGGGCGGCGGCGCGUCUCCCAGUCUGCCGCUGCUCGGGGGUUGGAGCACAUCGAGGCAGGCCCUUCCCGCCCCCAAGCACCGAGCGCGGAACCCGCGCCGGGAGGGGAGCGCGGGAACGCGGAGGCCGCGAUGACGCUCUCCUCUCCGCCAAGGUCCGAGGUGAUGUGGCCCGAUGAUCCCGCGGAAACGACACGGAGCUAAGAACACGGACCAAGGUGUCUACCUGGGCCUCUCGAAGACACAGGUCCUGUCCCCUGCCUCUGCGGGCCCAGGCCGCUGCGACAUCGCCCCUGCGACCCCGCCCGCGGCGCUGGCCCCGAACCCGCCAGAUAGCAUGUCCUGCCGGGACCGGACCCAAGAGUUCCUGUCCGCCUGUAGGUCGCUGCAGAGCCGGCAGAAUGGAAUCCAGACAAAUAAGCCGACUCUGCGUGCUGCCCGACAGCAUAGUGAAUUUACCCUUAUGGCCAAGCAUAUUGGGAAAGACCUCAGCAACACAUUUACCAAGCUGGAGAAGCUGACAAUCUUGGCAAAGCGCAAGUCCCUCUUUGAUGAUAAAGCGGUAGAAAUCGAGGAGCUAACGUAUAUCAUCAAACAGGACAUCAAUAGCCUCAACAAGCAAAUUGCUCAGCUUCAGGACUUCGUGAGGGCCAAGGGCACCCAGAGUGGCCGGCACCUGCAGACACAUUCCAACACCAUUGUGGUCUCACUGCAGUCAAAACUGGCUUCUAUGUCCAAUGACUUCAAAUCGGUAUUAGAAGUGAGGACAGAGAACCUGAAGCAGCAGAGGAGCCGGCGGGAGCAGUUCUCCCGGGCACCUGUGUCCGCCUUGCCCCUCGCCCCCAACCACCUGGGUGGUGGCCCUGUGGUUCUGGGGGCCGACUCCCCUGCCUCCCGGGAGGUGGCCAUUGACAUGGCGGAUGCACGGACCAGCCAGCAGCUGCAGCUCAUUGAUGAGCAGGACUCCUACAUCCAGAGCCGGGCAGACACCAUGCAGAACAUCGAGUCCACGAUUGUCGAGCUGGGCUCCAUCUUUCAGCAGCUGGCACACAUGGUAAAGGAGCAAGAGGAGACCAUUCAGAGCUGGCUCCAAGGCAGGACAGCAUGGCAGAGGAGAAACAGCUCAUGGUGGGCAGAAGGCAGGAAGGCAGCGAAACAGCAAGGAAGCAAGCAGCCAGUGAAAAGCAGCAACCCUCUUUCUGUCCCUUGUAUUUUAUCAAGGCUGCCCACCCUUAGGGCAGGUAACACUCAUUGCCUUAAUCCUGGCAUCUCACCGUCAGUCAUUCCCAGCAUCACUGAUCCCAGCAGCAAACGUCCUAGACCCAGCCAUCUCCAAAGAGCCCUGCCUAUGACUGCAUGAGGCUUUUAGGGGAUGUCUAGAUACAAGCUGUACAUGUGCUGAGAGAUGUAGUAAGAGCCCAAAUCUCAGACACCUGGUGACGUCAGCCAGCCUCUCCAUGGGGAGGAGCUUUGUCCAGUCCCUGUGCUGAGCACUGAGAUGCACUCCAGCCCUCACAGCUGCCUGCCCACCCAGAACCUCCAGCCACUGGCCCAGCUGGGCCACUUGGCUACACAACUUGCAAAGCAGUCUUCCUGGGGGAUUCUUUUCCAAGGGUUUCAUGACAGGAUAUGUCCCUGGAGAUUUGUGAUGAGAUGAUCUCAUCACUUUGUCAGAAUCAUACAGCAAAUGUAAUUCACUAAGAUGGGUGUGAUGUCAUCCAUCUUGUACUCUUUUUUGUUUAUUGUUGUUUUGGUGUUUUGUUUUGAAACACAGUCUGACUAUGUAGUUCAGGGUGUCCUUGAACUCAUGGUGAUCCUCCUGUCUCAGCCUCCUGCAUGCUGGGAUGACAGGCAUGUACCACCAUGCCCAUCUCCAUCUUGUACUCUUAUGGGAUCUUAAUGAUCUGUGCACAUGGUUGACUUGAAACAUUGUUAUGUGGUCCUAUUAGCCACCUUUCUAUUUUCUGUAACAAAAUACCUGAGAAUAACUUAAAGGGGGAAAGAUUUGUUUCGUCUCAUGGUUUCAGAGGUUUCUAUCCAUAGUCAGCUGGCCACAUUGUUUCUGGGCAGAGAUAUAUCUCAGUAUGAAGGCCCUGUGUUCAUUUCCCAGUCAACAUAUACCACACACAGUAGAGCUGGAGUGGAGGGGCCCAGGGACAGGAUGGCCUUCAGAGAGCCCCAGUAACCUACUUCUUCCAAAAAGUCUCCCCUCUCCCAGUAAUGGCAGCAUUUUAUAGCUCCCUAGGGAUUAACAGGAUGCAUUUAGAGCCUUGCCUCAGGCAUAGUCACUGGUGCUGGAAACCCCCCUGCCCUGUAGCCAGGCCUCCAGCAGGAGGCUGAGCGCCAGGGCUCAGACACAGCCAUGUUGGCUUCUAGGAUCUCGUCCGUAGGUGGCUGGGAGGUGUUCCUCCUCAGUAACCUCUCAAGAUUGUCUUAACCUGAGAAUUUUGAUUUCUGUGGCACAUAGCCCAAUGUUGGGCUCUUCUUAUUCCCAAUCUCCUGUCUGUAUCAUUACAUUUUUCUUCUCUUCCUCAGAACCAGAGUUUUCUAAUAGUCUGUGACCUUUUUCCACUGUAUUACAAAUAUAAUACAUGUUCAUUCAACAAAAAUCAGUAAAUACUGCUGAGCAAAAAUUACAGUAAUCCAGGGCCGGGGAUUUAGCUCAGUGGUUCCGCCGCCUGCCUCGCAAGGGCAAGGACCCAAGUUCGAUCCCUGGUACCAAAAAAAAAAAUUACAUUAAUCCUUGGGACGCUCAUAUUAGUUGGGGGUUUCAUAAUUCAUUGAAGGCUGACAACAGCCUGAGAAGAUGCAGACAGAUGAAGAAAAUGAGAAUUGAUGUUAAAUAAUUUAUAGUCAUAAACUAGUAAAAGUGACAGUUUGUUUUAAAACUAGAGCUAAGAUAGGGAUCCCAAAGUGGGUCCUGAGUACACCAACACUCCUUACUCCCACUCACUGAGGCCAUCUGUUGGAGCCAGUACUCUGCCAUCA
Heterocephalus glaber (naked mole-rat) is the source of this 3042-nucleotide messenger RNA. RefSeq names its product syntaxin 5 (gene Stx5). Gene Ontology annotation, biological process: intracellular protein transport; endoplasmic reticulum to Golgi vesicle-mediated transport; vesicle fusion. The record is from RefSeq and is a predicted model, not a curated record. Gene Ontology annotation, molecular function: SNAP receptor activity; SNARE binding. Gene Ontology annotation, cellular component: SNARE complex; Golgi membrane; endomembrane system. Lineage: Eukaryota; Metazoa; Chordata; Mammalia; Rodentia; Bathyergidae.